This is a messenger RNA of Macrosiphum euphorbiae (potato aphid), 3396 nucleotides long. Lineage: Eukaryota; Metazoa; Arthropoda; Insecta; Hemiptera; Aphididae. The record is from the annotation of a GenBank genome assembly.
AUGUUUAACUGUGGUAAGUGUCCUGCGGUAUUCAGCCGAAAGUAUAAUUUGGAUAGACACGAGAAAACGCAUAAUGCAGUCCGCCUCUCUUGUCCAUCUUGCAUUUUAGCAUUUUCCGACAAGUCUAACUUGGCGCGCCAUAUGAAGAUCAAACAUGGUAUUGCUCGUAUACCUACAGUACAACAUAAUGAGGAAGUUGUUCCUCCACUCCACAGUGUAUCCGUCAUUCAACCAGAACCAAUGACCGUCAGUCGAAUAAUUCCAGACGGAUACAUAGAGCUUGCUCCGCAAAUACUUGUACCAGACACUCCAGCUGGUCCAUCUAGCAGUAGUCAAGUCAUGCGGGAAUCAGCUAUUCUCCCAGUACGCGAAAAUGAGCAAUGGCUUGAUGAUGAAGCGAGCGACGAAAUAUGUGUGGAAACGAUGAAAUAUGUUGAGGAUGCGGGGCUAUGCGAUGAGUCAGGUUAUUCUAAUCGUCCUGGGUGUAUACAAAACAGCGAUAAUGAAAAUAACGAUAGAGGUGUGGGUGACGAAAAUAACGGUAGAGGUGCGGGUGACGAAAAUAAUGGUAGAGGAGUAGGUGACGAGAAUAAUGAUAGUGAAGGGGGUGACGAAAAUAUUGAAAGCGAAGAGGGGGAGGGAGAUCAGGUUAUGGAGAGAAAUGGUGUUACUUAUAUUUCUUUACCAGGUGAAAUUCAGAGAAAACGGGGGACGAUAAAUCCACAGAAUAAAGAUCGACACUGUUUCAAAUGGAGUGUUCUGGCAAAACAUGUCACUGGUAGAAACAGGUGUCGUAUCGGAAAUAAUUACCACCAACAUUCUGAAAAAUAUGACUUCUCAGGUUUAUCGUUCCCUACGCCGUUGAGCGAAGUUAAAAUUUUUGAACGGAAGAAUCCUUCUGUUAGUAUUAAUGUUUAUGGACUGGAGCAAAAAUUAAACCCCCUAUUAAAAACUAAGUCGUAUAUUGUUUUUCCGCUGAAAGUCGUCGACAAGGAGAAAGAAGAACAUAUUGAUUUACUCUACAUUACGAAGGAGGAAAAAAUGCAUUAUAUUUAUAUAAGCAAUUUUUCUAGGCUUAUUCGUUCUCAAUCGACGGGGCAUGUAGCGAGUCGCGUGUUUUGUAAGCGAUGUUUUACUUCUUUUGACAAUAGAGAGCUUAAACAUAGAAAAAAUGGUCAAGCGGGGCUUGACGAGCAUAUGAUAAUUUGUGGGUCCCAUAACGCGAUUUUACCUGUAAUGCCUAAACCCGAAGAUCAAAUCAAAUUCAAGUCAUGGGAAAAUACGGUUCGACAUCCUAUUGUAAUAUAUGCUGACUUCGAAGCGCUGUUAGUGAAGACCGAUGAGAGUAGGGGGAAUAAUACAACAGUCAUGCAUAGACAUAAAGCUAUGAGCUACGGAUUCUUGAUUAAGGCGGCUGAUAACGUAUCAAAAGAACUGUUAGAUAAAUAUAUGAUUCCGACAACACCGGUUAUUUACCGAGGAAAUGUAGACUGUGAGGAGGUAGCCAAACAUUUUGUAGACGCAAUCGUAGAUGUAGGUAGGCGGAUAGAAAAGUUACUGAAAACUAAUAUAACAUUAAUUAUGAGCGAUGAAGAAGAAAAAACACACCAAGAGUGUAAAAUAUGUAAUUUAUGUAAACGUACAGUAUUCAGAGGUGAAAAAGUUAGAGACCACGACCAUCUAACAGGUAAAUUUAGACAGACUCUUUGUUCUAAAUGCAAUCUUAUAUUACAACAGCCGAAAUUUGUACCGUGUUACUUACACAAUUUAAGUAACUAUGACUCUAAUUUUAUCAUUUCUGAACUAGCUUACGAUACCAAGUCUAUUAAUGUCAUCCCGAAUACUGAAGAGAAAUUUAUUUCUUUUUCAAAAUAUUUAAGUAGUACUUUCACUAUACGGUUUAUUGAUACGAUGAGGUUUAUGGCGUCGAGCUUGGAAAGUCUUGCUGAAAAUCUUAUAACCCCAGGCCUUGACAAAUUCCGCGAGACAGGCAAACAUUUUGCUGCCGGAGAUAUGUCACUCGUUACUCGUAAGGGGGUAUAUCCUUACGAGUAUACGGAUAGUUGGGGGAAAUUAGAUGAGGAGAGUUUACCAGGGAAAGACGAAUUUUAUAGUACACUUAAAGAAAAAGCGAUUAAAGACGAGGAGUAUGAUCACGCUGUGGUGGUUUGGGAGCACUUUGCGUGUAAAACAUUAGGAGAAUAUUCUGAUUUAUACUUAAAAAUUGACGUGCUUUUGCUUGCUGACAUAUUUGAAAACUUUCGAGAUGUAUGUAUGAAAGCUUAUGCCAUCGAUCCUGCUUUUUAUUAUACUGCUCCAGGAAUGUCUUUUCAUUGUAUGUUGAAAAAGACAAAAAUUAGAUUACAGCUUUUAUCAGAUUACGAGAUGUUGUUAAUGUUCGAAAAAGGUAUUCGUGGAGGACUGGUGCAGGCGAGCAAGCGGUAUGCGACCGCAAACCAUGAGAAAGUUCCAGAUUAUGAUGCUGAGAAAGAAAAAUCGUGGUUGGUGUAUCAGGAUUGUAAUAAUCUCUAUGGUUACGCGAUGAGUCAAUACAUGCCCACUGACGGAUUUAAAUGGGUUAAACCUACGCUUGCAGGAUUAAAUGAUUUAGACGACACUUCACCUAUAGGACGUAUUUAUGAGGUGGAUAUAUCAUAUCCUAAAGAAGUGCACGAUCGGCAUAACGACUUUCCGUUUCUCCCUCAAAACGCUACCCCCCUCGGCUCAAAGGUUCCAAAACUGAUGGCAACCCUAGAGUCAAAAAAAAACUACAUUGUUCAUUACAGAAACCUUCAGCAGGCUAUUAAAAACGGAUUAAUAGUCGAAAAAGUGCAUAGAGUUAUUCAAUUCAAUCAGUCAGGGUGGUUAGCUGAAUAUAUAUUAUUGAAUACGAAUUUGAGGAAGAACUCGAAAAAUGAUUUUGAGAGUCAAUUUUUUAAGCUCAUGAUUAACGCUGUAUUUGGGAAAACCCUUGAAUCGAUGAGGCAUAGAUUAAAAAUGGAAAUCGUAGUGAGUGACAGGCGAUUACAAAAACUUAUAAACAAAUCAACGUUCAAACAUUGUACUUCGUACAAGGAAAAUCUUUCGGCUGUUUCGUUAGAAAAUAAGAUCAUUGAAUUCUGUAAACCCAUAUAUAUAGGUUUUGCGGUCCUUGAUGUUUCAAAAAGUUUGAUGUAUGACUAUCACUAUGAGGUAAUGCAGAAACAUUACGGAGACAAAAUCGACCUCAUGUAUACUGACACUGAUUCACUGGUGUACCAUAUAUUCACCGAUGAUUUUUACGAGGACCUAUUAAACUACCCUAUUUUACUUAACCGGGAAGCUAAAGAACUUGAGCGGGAACUUGAGAGGGUGGAAGCAGAGAUGGUAGCAAUGAUGGAGGGAAUAGGAUAUUAA